GGCUGAGGCGUCCCGCGGAUCCGUGAGGGUUCGGCCGCUCCGAGGGAGCCCCAGUAGGGAAGACCAAUUCCAGGAUGAAACGCGAAGCAUUUUUGCAAGUUGUGUCUAAAGAGACAAUUGAAGACUUCCUGUGCUACACUCAGAAUCGUAAAAACAAAUUUGAUCAUUUUGACUUGAAUGAGCUACUUCAAGAAUUGCCAAGAAAGCAAAAAGAAGUGCUAUGGCAGAGGUUGACACAGCUAUUGACAGAGAGCUUAAUGGAGAAUCCUGUGGAAACAUGGCACAGGACUGGAGAUGGUGACAGUGAUGAUGCCAUGGAAGUUGAGAUAGUUCCAGAAAUGAAACAGACUGUAGCAGUGAUCCAAGGAGUGGCAGCUGUUGUGACUGCUUCCAUACCUGCAGUGGAUGAAAAUGUAAACUACAGAGCUCUUGUAGAAUGUGUUUUUAUAUUAAAUGGUAUUCUUCCUGCAUUAUCUGCAUCUGAAAAAAUCCUACAGGAUGCCAUCCAACGUGUGUGUGAAAUGUGGUGGGAGAAGGGACUGGAGGGGAAGGAGCAGCUGGGGAAGACUCUGUUUGUCAUUCUGCUGAGAAAAAGCCUCAAUAAAGUUGCUACGGGUGCAGAUAUAGUUCGUGUAUGGAAUCUACAUCAGGCAUUAUUUUGUUUUGAUUAUGAUUCAGAUGAGAGUAAUGAAGUCAAGGACUUGUUGCUUCAGUGUUUUAUGAGUGUAAAACACAUUAAGAAAGAAGAGGGAAGAAGACUCUUAAGUUUUUUGUUCAGCUGGAAUAUAAACUUCAUUAAAAUGAUACAUGGGACUGUUAAAAACCAAUUACAAUUCUUUCCAAGAGCCUUGGUGGAAUACAUUGCAGAAGUUUACUUCAGGGCCUGGAAGAAGGUGUCAGUAGAAUUCAUAGAGGUUAUUGAAUACAAUUGCAUUCAAGAUUUCAUGCAUCAUGGAAUUCAUCUUCCCAGAAGUUCUCCUGUUCAUUCGAAAGUUAGAGAAAUGCUGAGCUAUUUUCAUAAACAAAGUAAAGUCCGUCAAGGAGUUGAAGAAAUGCUCUAUAGAUUGUAUCAGCCCAUCCUCUGGAGAGCACUAAAGGCCAGAAACUCAGAAGUUCGAGCAAAUGCAGCAUUUUUGUUUGUUGAUGCUUUUCCUGUUCGUGAUCCCAGUUUUACUGCUGACGAGAUGGACAAUGAAAUUCAGAAACAGUUUGAAGAACUUUUUAAUCUCUUAGAAGAUCCUCAUCCAGUUGUCCGCUCUACAGGGAUACUUGGAGUUACUCAGAUCAUAUCUAAAUACUGGGAGAUGAUUCCUCCAACAGUUCUUGCUGAUCUUUUAAAAAAGAUAACUGGAGAUCUGGCAUGUGAUAUAACAUCUGCUGAUGUUCGAUGCUCUGUUUUUAAAUGCCUACCAAUAAUUUUGGACAACAAGCUAAGUCACCCACUCUUGGAACAGCUCCUGCCUGCAACCAAACACAGUCUUCAUGACAGUUCUGAGAAGGUGCGAGUGGCUUUUUUGGACAUGCUGCUCAAAGUGAAGGCUACCAAGGCUGCUAAGUUCUGGAAUAUCUCUCCCAUGGAGCAUCUGCUGUCUCGCCUUGAAGCUGACUCUCGGCCGGUGUCGCGGCGCAUUGUGAACCUCCUGCUGAACUCCUUCUUCCCCAGUGCCCAGCCCGAGGAUGUGUGGUGUGAGCGCUGUGUCACUCUGAUCCAGAUGAAUCCAGCAGCAGCCAGGAAGUUCUAUCAAUAUGCCUGUGAAUUCACUGCCCCCACCAAUAUAGCUAAAUUGAUGCUCACUAUUCGGAGCUGCUUGAAUGCCUGCAUCCAGAAAGCAGUGAAAGAGAGUCUUAAUGAUAGCAGGGAUGAUGAUGAUGAAGAUGGAAAUGAAAAGGAGAACACCAGUGUGCUGGAUAAUGUGUUGUCAGUAAAUGAUGUGGCCAGCAUGGCAAGUUUGUUGGAGAUCACUGUAAUACUCUGGAGAAGCAUCCGCAAAGCACUAGAUCACAAUGAAGAUGCCAAGGAUUAUGCUAUCAGGAAGUUUGCUUCUGUACUUCCUGAAUAUUUUAAAGUAUUUCAGGAUGAGCGGUGCAUGGCUCCCUUGAUUAUUCUGGCAUCUUUUAUGCCCCCUGGUGCUAUUCCUACAUUCAGCUGUGGUGUGGUUUCCAGACUCAGAAAUAUUGACAGUGGAGCUGACCAAAGCAAAUAUUCUAUGCUGAUCGACUGCCUGUGCCACUGGGGUCAAGUGGGGCACAUUAUGGAAUUAGCCUGCGAUUGGCUGUCUGACUCGCUCACCCCAACAAAGAAUACUAAAACAUCUGGGCGUCGAGUUUGUAUCCAUGUAACACAUGAAUCAAAGCCAGACUUGGCAGUUGAUUACAUUGAGUAUUUAUUGACCAAUCCUGUCAGUUGUGGUUUCCUCCUUUCUGUUCCUAAAAAUAGACUGAAGAAGCUUUUGAAAAUCCUUGGUACUGCAAAGAGAGUUCUUGGCUCAAUUCUGAAGGGAACAGAUUCUGGUGGCUGGAAUCAAGCAACCAGCUUAAGAGCCUUCAGCCUCUUUUGCAGAUUGAGUAUUCAUCUUCAGCAGAAGUUUUCUGAAGAAGGAAAAGAUCACCUUUCACUUCUGAAGGAGACAGGUGCUUGGAUAAGAAGUCAAGUUGUACCUUUUUUAUUAGCAAGUGGUCAAGAGGAUGGUAUUGCAAAACACAGCGAUGUUUCCGAAUUAAUUAUCCAGGCCUACCUGACAGUGUGUAAAGAUGUCAUAAUGGUGGGCCUGGGAAAUGUCACGUUUCAAGCACACCUUUUAGAAUUGGCCCUUCAGAUUAUGCAAACAGAGAGAGGUGGCUCUUGUGCUCCAGUGUUGCUGUGUACUCUAAAAGAAAUUAUUGAAGCUUCUUUAAAUCAGAAUACUGAGACAGAGGAAGUGACAAAUCUUUUCCACACUCUACAGAAUGUCUUUCAGAAAAUUUUAGAAUGUGUGGCACAUAGACUUAAGAAAGAACGGGAAGGAGGAAUUCAGUUGAUUCACUCUAUACAGAUGCCUCUUGGAGAAUUCAUCCAUGCACUGCAGUGCUGGCAUUCCUCAUUCCCAGCAGUUCACCGGGGUAUACUCUCCACUCUCCUGGCUGCAAUAGUAGCAGAGAUAAAUUGUAUGCUACAGAAGGCUUCCAGUGAAAAAGACUUGAUUAUACCAAAGACUAUUUCAGAUCUUCCCCCUCUUUCAAGCAGUUUAAUGGCUGUCAUUAUGAAGUCAGUUAAUGUUGUCAGGUCAGUUUUAAAAGAAUUAAUGGAGUGCAUUCUCUCUAAAGAAAUUGAAGGGAUUUUUAGUCUAACUGCUGCUGUCUGCAUUGUGAUUGUAAUUAAAGGUAAGCACAAAACUUCACUUCUAAAGGAUAUUGCACCUGCCAUUCAAACGAAGCUAAUAAUAUGCAAGGACACUGCCACAGGAGAAUCCAGCAGCACUGAAAGAUUCCUGUAUGAAUCAUCUCUGAAAAUUUUGGAUGAGUUUUUGAAUCCUUGACCACGCAGAAGCUUUUGUCGUGAAAAUUGAGAGAAGAUGUAUUGCUUUGUAAAAAACUUACCUUGUAAACUUCUGAAUUGCUUAAGAUUAUUUUCUGUUAUUCUGUACAUUUAAAGUAAGCAAAUGUAUAAAAGUGUGUAUAGACAUUAGGUAAUAGUAAAGAUUUUUAAACAGCU
Molecule: messenger RNA, 3691 nt
Organism: Lonchura striata (white-rumped munia)
Lineage: Eukaryota; Metazoa; Chordata; Aves; Passeriformes; Estrildidae
Source: RefSeq, a predicted model, not a curated record